AUGGAUGGUCUGAACCAGUAUCUGUGGGUUAGAGACCUCAUGAAUGGUCUUAACCAGUAUCUGUGGGUUAGAGACCUCAUGAAUGGUCUGAACCAGUGUCUGUGGGUUAGAGACCUCAUGAAUGGUCUGAACCAGUAUCUGUGGGUUAGAGACAUCAUGGUCUGAACCAGUAUCUGUGGGUUAGAGACCUCAUGGAUGGUCUGAACCAGUAUCUGUGGGUUAGAGACCUCAUGAAUGGUCUUAACCAGUAUCUGUGGGUUAGAGACCUCAUGAAUGGUCUGAACCGGUAUCUGUGUGUUAGAGACCUCCAUGAAUGGUCUGAACCAGUAUCUGUGGGUUAGAGACCUCAUAAAUGGUCUGAACCAGUAUCUGUGGGUUAGAGACCCCAUGAAUGGUCUGAACCAGUAUCUGUGGGUUAGAGACCUCAUGAUUGGUCUGAACCAGUAUCUGUGUGUUAGAGACAUCAUGGUCUGAACCAGUAUCUGUGGGUUAGAGACCUCAUGGUCUGAACCAGUAUCUGUGGGUUAGAGACCCCAUGAAUGGUCUGAACCAGUAUCUGUGGGUUAGAGACCUCAUGAAUGGUCUGAACCAGUAUCUGUGGGUUAGAGACAUCAUGGUCUGAACCAGUAUCUGUGGGUUAGAGACAUCAUGAAUGGUCUGAACCAGUAUCUCUGUGUUAGAGACAUCAUGGUCUGAACCAGUAUCUGUGGGUUAGAGACCCCAUGAAUGGUCUGAACCAGUAUCUGUGGGUUAGAGACCUCAUAAAUGGUCUGAACCAGUAUCUGUGGGUUAGAGACCUCAUGAAUGGUCUGAACCAGUAUCUGUGUGUUAGAGACAUCAUGGUCUGA
Coregonus sp. 'balchen' is the source of this 848-nucleotide messenger RNA. NCBI's taxonomy places the organism in Eukaryota, Metazoa, Chordata, Actinopteri, Salmoniformes, Salmonidae. The record is from the annotation of a GenBank genome assembly.